AGUUGACUAACAGAAACAGCUUCGGCUUGGCCUCCGCGUUUCUUGUUGUCUUCGGCCAGAUUAUUCAAAUGAUUUUCAUUAUUUUAAGUUUCGGCGAAGCAUAAUUAAUGAUAUCCAUCAAUGCAAAAACGAAAUUUUUAUAGAAGAAUUGGUUUCUGGUUUCUGGCGCUCAUGCGUAUUCCUGAUUCUCAAUUCCCGAAGCGAAAAGUGACCGAAAUCAAACUACUGUCAUGGGUCAGGAUAACGCUAUGACGUCAGGGUAUCGAACCUAAUGCCAUUAGUGAUGCCUGUUGUGGGAUAAAGGAAAUCACGGAGCUCACCAAUUUGGCGUCAUUGUUGACUGCCGAAAUGCAGCGUAGCUUCACUACACAAAUAUAUUCAUUCCAUCAUUUCCAUGUAUCUGCAUCGUAGAGAUCGUAAUGGUUAUGAUGAUGAAACCAAGGACCGGCAUGAGUUUUCGUGCGCGAAGACGGACUGGGACACCUGCCAAAAUUGCAAUUGCAGUGAAGAAAGCCCAUCUGGAUUUGAACCGGGAAAAUGCCCGCGCGCAAGCGGGUGCGUGGGAUAUGGAUUUGCGCAAUAUCCUUAACUUAGAGCAUCCGAACUUGGUACGUCAUCUGGCGCAUCAAAAUGCCCAGGAGACCGGCUUAGUGGACGUGCCGAAUUAUGUUAUUAUCAUGGAGUAUUGUUCAGGUGGGACACUCCAUGCGGCGGCAAAAUAUAAAAUUCCCGCCGCACUUUUCCAGAAAUGGACCCACCAUAUUGUGGACGGCUUAACGUAUUUGCACUCCAAAAAGAUCGUCCACCGCGACAUUAAGGGCAUCAACAUCCUGCUCAGCAGUGCCGACUGGAAUACGUGCCAAAUCAAGAUCGCCGAUCUAGGCGCCAUCAAGCGUCUGUUGGCCAACAUGACCCAAGCGAAGGAGGUCUCGCACGACAAAGGCACGUGGGCCUUCAUGUCGCCAGAAAUGAUCAUGGGCAACGACAUCGGCUUCAACAUCGGUCGCAAGACCGAUAUCUGGAGCUUCGGCUGUGUGGUGCUGGAGAUGAUCAGCGGGUUCCCGCGUUUUGUCAAGGAAGUCGACGGGAAGCAGAUGGACCUGAAGACCGACUUGGCCGCCAUGUAUUACAUCGGUAGCGGAGGGUCGCCCAUUAUUCCCAGCGACAUACCAAACGAAUUGCGGGACUUUGUGGCGGAUUGUCUGUCACGUGAUCCGGAAAAGCGACCAGGCGCCAGUGAGCUGUUGGUUAAACCGUUCAUGACGAUGACCAAUGCACCGCAGUGGCCGGACAUGCUGCUUGGUAAGUUGGUGGUAAAUGUAUUAUGCACAACUAGUUUUGAUUGGCUUAAGAGAUACUGUAUCAUGGCCAGCGCAGCAGAUCCAACAUGGCUGCAAAUACCGUAUCCGUUCGUAGAAGUUCUUAGUGCCACUCCCGUUGUCUAUCUGGCCCACCGUACUGAAGGCCUUGGACCCGGAGAAAUUGUGAUAAAACAAUCCCUUUUGGGAUCGAACAGGGAAAAAGCCAAUGAGCAGGCGGAUGCGUUGGACGCCGAUCUGCGGCAUCUUCUGAGUUUAAACCAUCCAUAUUUGGUGCGUCACCUGGCGCACUGCCAUUCUUGGGAGGGCAGCCCAGUGGACGUGGCAAAAUACAGAAUUAUUAUGGAAUACUGUUGCGGCGGGAAUCUGCACGCUGCGGCUCAGUUGCACAUUGCCGCGCCCCUCGUACAAAAAUGGACGAGCCAGAUUCUCGCCGGCUUAGCCUAUCUGCACGCCCAACACAUUGUGCACCGCGAUUUAACGGGAACCAAUAUUCUGCUAAGCAGCCCGGACUGGGACACCUGCCAAAUGAAGAUUGGUCGCCUGGACGCCAGUAAACGUCUAGUAUACGAUACGAUUGAGGCGAAGGAAGUCCCGCGCUACAGACGUAUGUGUGCUUUCAUGUCACCGGAAAUGAUCAAUGACGACGAUACCGGCUUCAAUAUCGGUCGCAAAACCGAUAUAUGGAGUUUUGGCUGCGUCUUAUUGGAGAUGGUUAGCGGAUUCUCGCGCUUCGUUAAGGAAGUGAACGGAAACCAGGUGGACUUGAAGAACGGUCUGAGCAUCAUGUAUUACGUCGGCUGUGGCCGGUCGCCUGUGACCGGCAAAAAUGUCCCCCCUGUCCCCCCGGACAUUUUUGCCGUGUCCCCCCUGCCACCAUCUCCAAAACGGUCGAUCGGUGACCUUUGAAAAUGUGCCACAAGCGUUACCACGGCGUUACCUGUCCAAAACAGUUGAGGAACAUCGGUCACCUAAAGACAUUACAGCAGAACAGAACUUACUGGUUUCCGGCAAGGGGGUAAACGAAAUUACUGGUGUCCGCCAUGGGGGACAUUAUUGCCGGAACAAAAUUACUGAUGUCCGACAAGGGUUACAUUAUUGCUGGAACGAAAUUACUGGUAUCCGGCAUGGGGGACAUUAUUGCCGGGACGAAAUUACUGGUAUCCGGCAUGGGGGACAUUAUUGCCGGAACGAAAUUACUAGUGUCCGGCACGGGGGACAUUAUUGCCGGAACGAAAUUACUAGUGUCCGGCAUGGGGGACAUUAUUGCCUGAAAGAAAUUACUGGUGUCCGGCAUGGUGGACAUUAUUGCCGGAACGAAAUUACUGGUAUCCGGCAUGGGGGACAUUAUUGCCGGACAGAAAAUACUGGUAUCCGGCAUGGGGGAAAUUAUUGCCGGAAUAAAAUUACUGGUGUCCGACAUGAGGGACAUUACUGCCGGAACAACAUUACGGGUGUACGACAUGGGGGACAUUAUUGUCGGAACGAAAUUACUGGUAU
Paramacrobiotus metropolitanus is the source of this 2819-nucleotide messenger RNA. RefSeq lists its product as uncharacterized. The coding region runs from base 420 to 2228 and encodes 602 amino acids. Gene Ontology annotation, molecular function: ATP binding; protein serine/threonine kinase activity. Lineage: Eukaryota; Metazoa; Tardigrada; Eutardigrada; Parachela; Macrobiotidae. The record is from RefSeq and is a predicted model, not a curated record. Gene Ontology annotation, cellular component: cytoplasm. Gene Ontology annotation, biological process: protein phosphorylation. The transcript has 7 exons.